GGUCUCUCCAAAACCCUCCCAACUCAUCGAUAACCUUCCAGGUCUCUCUUUUCCAUCCUUCUGCCCCUGAUCACCGCCGCCAUGGCCAUAAUCUCCGAGAUCGAGGAAGAGAUGCAGCAGCAGGAGGCGCCUGCCUCCUCCUCUCCGAUUCCCGCCUCGACGACGGAUGCAGACGAGGAGGUCUUAGCAUCGCUUCUCGCCAAGAAGGGCCCCCUUCCCUUUCUGGAGGCCGCCAUUGACCUUGUUAGGCGUCGAACGGAAUUCUUCAAGGACGAGGCGGCGGUGGGCAAGGUCGUCAAAGUAGUAAACGCCGCCAAGGAGAAAGCCGAUGCCGAGGAGAGUUUUAAAAAAAGGGCUGCUAGCGAGGCAGCGAAGGCCGAGAAGCGGCUCAAGGAAGAGGUCCAAACUGUUCCGGUGAACACGGAGGCCAAGGAUCCGGAGACGACGGAAUCUUCUUCCAAGCCAGAUGAAAAGGAUGGUUUGCGGAAACCAAAUUCUGGUAAUGGAUUGGAUUUAGAUAAAUAUUCAUGGAUACAAUCACUUCAAGAGGUCACUGUUAAUAUACCAGUUCCUCAGGGAACAAAAUCAAGAUUUGUUACUUGCGAGAUCAAGAAAACUCACCUUAAGGUUGGAUUGAAGGGUCAACCUCCAGUUAUUGAUGGGGAGCUUUAUCAACCAGUGAAGGCAGAUGACAGUUUCUGGAGCAUAGAGGAUGGGAAAUCCAUUUCUAUACUACUAACCAAGCAAAACCAGAUGGAAUGGUGGAAAUCUGUGGUGAAGGGUGACCCUGAAAUCGAUACCCAGAAAGUUGAACCUGAGAAUAGCAAGCUAUCUGAUCUAGAUCCUGAAACCCGCCAAACUGUAGAAAAAAUGAUGUUUGAUCAGCGGCAGAAAUCCAUGGGUCUUCCAACAAGUGACGAGAUGCAAAAGCAAGAAAUCCUCAAAAAAUUUAUGGCUCAGCAUCCGGAGAUGGACUUUUCAAGGGCAAAAAUAGCCUAAUAUUAUGGCGUCAGAUCAAGUACGUCCGUGGACAAUGUGGGUUAUGGAAUUAAGAAAAACAUAUCUUCUUGAGUCGAUGCUUUGGUUAUGGCAAUGUUUUGUUAUCUUGUCUCUAGACUCUAGAUAACAUUAUUGAUUUAAGAUGUUUUGUUAUGCUACAUCCAUGGUUUGAUGCUGUGUUUGAACUGACCUGUAUUAUGAUUUUCUUUAAUGAACCGGUUGAGAAUCAAAUAUAACUCUGUUCAUUCCAUUGAUUAA
Molecule: messenger RNA, 1257 nt
Organism: Zingiber officinale
Lineage: Eukaryota; Viridiplantae; Streptophyta; Magnoliopsida; Zingiberales; Zingiberaceae
Product: protein BOBBER 1-like
Exons: 6
Coding region: 82-999 (305 amino acids)
Biological process (GO): protein folding
Cellular component (GO): cytoplasm
Source: RefSeq, a predicted model, not a curated record